Messenger RNA from Botrytis sinoallii, 1464 nucleotides. RefSeq lists its product as uncharacterized. The transcript has a single exon. Lineage: Eukaryota; Fungi; Ascomycota; Leotiomycetes; Helotiales; Sclerotiniaceae. Bases 1 to 1464 code for a protein of 487 amino acids. Gene Ontology annotation, biological process: transmembrane transport. Gene Ontology annotation, molecular function: transmembrane transporter activity. The record is from RefSeq and is a predicted model, not a curated record. Gene Ontology annotation, cellular component: membrane.
AUGGAUCCUGAGAAUGACCCCGAGAAAGCUUCCGAGAAGACUUCCACGACAUACGCUGACGCUGAAUAUCUCGUAGCAUUUACCGUCCCCCAAGAUCCUACCAACCCAAAAUGCUGGCCGACCUACCAGAAAUGGCUCACUACGCUCGUUCUUUCAUCCACCGGAUUCAACCGAAUUGCUGUAUCCACGAUUAUGGCACCUGCACUUCCCAUAGUCGCAUCUGAGCUCCACAUGACUUCCCUUGAGUCUGUUAUGGCUAUGUCCGUUUACUUACUCGCCACAGCCUUUGGUCCCUUACUUAUUGGUCCGCUAUCUGAAUUAUAUGGACGACGCGUUGUGUUACAUACGACCAAUAUAUGGUUCCUGAUAUGGAAUAUUGUUUGUGGAUUUGCGCACACGAAGGGGUUAUUGAUUGCUGCAAGAUUGAUGGCCGGUCUUGGUGCUAGUGCUAUUUAUGCUUUAGGAAGUGGAGUUCUAGGAGAUGUUUGGAGAUCUGAUGAGAGAGGAAGAUCGCUGGGGAUUUAUUCCUUGUUACCACUGCUUGGUGCAGCUGCUGGUCCUAUUAUUGGAGGUUACAUCACGGAAUAUACGAGCUGGAGGUGGAUGUUUUGGUCAACAUCAAUUUUUCAGGCGAUAAUGAUCGUGAUAUCGAUUCCUUUGUUUCGAGAAACUCAUGGUCCGACAAUUCUUCGGCAUAAAGCUAAAGAGCUCAGGCUCAGUACCGGGAAUUCGCGUUAUUACACAGAGGAUGAGGCACUUAGGAAAGGAAGAUCAGUGUCCUGGGUAUUGAUGAGAAGUUUUUCUAGACCCAUUCGUUUACUUCUAUUCCAUCCAAUUAUUCAAGUCCAGGCUUGUCUUUCGGCUUUCGAUUAUGGCAUCGCCUAUAUUACUCUUUCCACCUAUUCCGAUAUUUGGACUGGAGAAUACCACGAGUCUAUCUCCAAAAGUGGCCUUCAUUAUCUUGCCAUGUGCCUUGGAGAAAUAGUGGGAGCACAAAUUGGAGGGCCAUUAUUAGAUCUCGUCUUCCGCAGAAUGAAACAACGCGCAGAUGGUGUCGAGAUGCCGGAAUUUCGGGUUCCGAUCAUGAUACCAGCAUUCGUCCUCAUACCACUUGGGCUUCUAGUGUAUGGGUGGGCAGCUCAAAAGCAUGCACCUUGGAUAAUCGUCGACCUUGGAGCUUUUGUAUUAUGUUUUGGUAUGCAGAUUGGUGGACAAGCAUUGCAAGCAUACGUUAUCGAUUCAUAUCCAGACCAUACGAGUUCAGCAUCUGCUGCAUCACAAUUUCUGCGCAGCUUGACUGCUUUUGGUUUCCCUUUGUUUGCGCCGAAGAUGUAUCAAGUGUUGGGGCAUGGGUGGGGAAAUAGCACAUUGGCGUUUGUUGCUAUUGCCAUUGGCAUAACAGCACCGUUGGGUAUAUGGCGGUACGGUCCAAGAUUAAGGGCGAAAGCUUUGUCGAGUUAUUGA